CUAAAGCUCUGAUAGUAAAUGAUAACAUCAAUUUGAAUCAGCUGGCUGCAAGAAUCAACCGCACGGACCAGCAUCGUGGUAGAAAGGAAAAAACUUCCUCAGUCCGGAGUGAAGUUAUUGCGGAUUCCGGUUAGGCGACUUUUUAUUUGUUGAAAGAACUAAAUAUUUGCUCUCAGAAGCAAUUUUGUUUUUGAUCGAUGACAUCUGCAACUUCGACGAUAAUUUUAGUUCCAUAAUGAAUUAUAAAAAAUAUAAGCUUUGAAUCUUAGCAAGAUUUUUUUUCGUUUGUGAUCUGUUUUCGAACUAGAAAUGGAAGUUUCUUGGAAUAAAGAAUUAAUUUUCAAAGUGGAAUAACUGAACUGUUAGUAACUGAAGUACAAACGCUGACUAUUAAAAGCUUUCUGCAAUGACAAACGAAAAAUUUGCUAUCAAUGUGGACUAAUUAACUUACAGUCAUCAAGCUGGCUUCACGUUUCCUUCUGCGUCCAGUCUGCGGAUUGCAGGAUAGAGACUGGGAGCGACUCAAUUACUGUCACCACCACGCUCUUGGGCCUCCAACCGGCCCUGGACACCUAGUUGACUCUUGCGGAGACGGCAAACCAUCUGACCUGAUGAUUGUCAGUCAUAUGGCCGACUCAGCGUCGGCCCUGGCCGCUGCGUCUCAGUUACCAACCAUGGCAGGAAUGAUCCCCACUCCCACGGCGUGUUCGACAGCUGUAAACCCAUCAAGUCCAAGUACUAUGUUGCCAUCUUUUGGAUUCACACAAGAACAAGUGGCUUGUGUCUGUGAAGUUCUUCAACAGUCUGGAAAUAUUGAAAGGUUGGGACGAUUUCUGUGGUCCUUGCCAGCUUGUGAGCAUCUCCAGAAGAAUGAAAGUGUCCUGAAAGCAAAAGCCCUGGUGGCCUUUCACCGAGGGAACUUUAAGGAGCUCUACAGGAUUCUGGAAAGUCACAAUUUCUCACCGGCUUCCCAUCCCAAAUUGCAAGCUCUUUGGCUGAAGGCUCAUUACAUUGAAGCCGAGAGACUAAGGGGUAGGCCUCUUGGGGCAGUAGGAAAAUAUCGAAUUCGAAGAAAAUUUCCACUUCCCAGGACAAUAUGGGAUGGCGAAGAGACUAGUUAUUGUUUCAAAGAGAAAUCCCGGAACAUUUUGAGGGAAUGGUAUGCUCAUAAUCCAUACCCGUCACCUCGGGAAAAACGGGAGCUGGCUGAGGCCACUGGACUGACCACAACUCAAGUUAGCAAUUGGUUCAAAAAUCGGAGGCAACGGGACAGGGCAGCUGAAGCCAAAGACAGGGAACCAGGAGAUAAACCAAAGACUCCAAAUUCAACUGGUAGCACAAAGCAAGACGCAAGCAGUCCAUCAGACAGCAAAAACGACCGCCGCCCGAGCUCAUCUGAUAAUCACCACAGUGGUCAACAUCACUCUUUAAAUCUGGAUUCGGACAAUGCUCCCCUCGGAUGCUGUAGUAGUGAUAGCUCAAAUGGCAUGUUUGGAAGUGGAGGGUCUGAAAUCACUAAACUCAGUCCCACGCAUCCAGCAUUUGUCACCGCAGGGCCGACGUCAGGAGCCGGCAUCGGCCCAACAGCGGGUGGAGGACAUUCGGCCGCGGCUUUAGCGGCAGCAGCAGCGGCUGGUUUCCGCUUUGGUCCAAUGGGAGACCUAUCGGUGGCUCUGCCGAACAAUCUCAUCUCCAACCACCUCAACGAUCUAAGUUUAGGCCUAACAACUGGGGGUGGAGACUACCAUCAGUCGUUAUGACAACAAACCCCCGGCGGGGGGACGAGUGCGUUGGCUGCCCAUCAUCAAGUGACCAACGCAGUGACCACCGCCGGUAAUGGGGCUGCAAACCCGAUGUGCGUGAUAGUGACCAGUGAAGGACUCUUGCCCUAUAGAAACUCUCUAGUUACACAGCCUAGUUUGGUCAUGCCAAAAUACAGUGAAACGCCCCCCUUUUUAUCGAACUACUUAUGAAAAUUCUAUUGUUGUAACGGGGAUACAGUUACGGGCUGUUGAUUAAUCGACUUUUACAUACUGGUGAUGAUGUUUUUAGAGUAUUUUUAAUAUAUUUAUUUCUGAAUCAGUUCUUAUAUUGUCUAAAAUGUGGACUAUUGCUGAUUAUACCUAUUAAUAUAAUAAUGUCUAAAAUAUAAUAGGGAUUGUUGCGCAAUUGAAACUUAAAUGUCGUUUAUCUUCUUUUUAAUUUAAAUAUUUAUUACUUUUUUUCUUUUUUUAGUUUGGAUUAGAAUGUUAUUGUAAUUUAAAAUUAAGUUUAUUUUAAAUAAUAUUCGGUUGAAGGUUGUGAUCAUUUAGGAAACUGUUAAAAUUAUGUUACUUUUUUUUUCUCUCCCUAAACUUGGUCCAUUUCACAAAACUCUCUGCUGACUUAGUAAAAAUCACUGCGGAGUUGAACAAUAAAUUUAGCAUUUUGAAGCAUAUUAUCACUCAGAUUUGAUGCAAAAUAAAAGGAUCUGCAGAUCAACAAUAGAUUAAUUUAGCAUUUAUUAAACAAACAACAACAACAACAAAAAAGAAAUAGCCGCAUAUGGUUUUGUAAUAAUAUUGACAAUUUGCUGUAACGUUAAUAAGUAUUCAAAUUGAACCACAUGAACCAUCGAUCAAAUGGACCUAUGAAACAUAUUCAAAUAUAAUGAAAUUCUAAUGAAUUCCAGAAUUUUUUUUUAGUUUGGAUAAGAAUCUUCGUGGUUUUAGCUAUUUUUAUUUAAAACCAAGUUUACUUAAAGUAAUAUUCGGUUGGUUGAAGGUUGUGAAUAAUUAGAAAAACUCAUUCAUAAAUAAUUUUAUCCCCCUUUUUUUUUCUUUACCUGCAUGAUCUAACGAAACUAGACACUGACUCACUUUAAGUAAAUAUCACUGCAUAGUUGAACCAAAAAUUUAGUUUUUUUAAGCUUAUUAUUAAUUAGAUUUGCUGCAAGGUGAUAGGAUCUGUAAGUUAAGAAUGGUUCAAUUUAGCAUUUAUUAAACAACAAAAAUAUUAAUAAAAGAUUUUUUAAUAAUAUUGAUAAUUUACUGUAACAUUAAUAAGAAUUUAAAUUGGACCGAAUAAACCAUCAAAUGAUAUGAACAAAAUCAUAUGAAUUUACUAAAUCGUUCAAAUGAAACUCUAAAAUCGUAUAAUCAAGUUUAAGAUAUGUUAUCUUGUCAAGCAACGCGUCAACAAAGCAUCAAAUAUGCUUGCAUCAAAUAUGCAUUUAUGCUUUUCAGAAUGUCAAAUAGCAGCAAAUUUGUAAAUUUACUCGGUAUUAUGGUCCAAUGUACAAUAAUAAUUACUUUUUCAUGCAUCUCUUCUUUUACAUUUUAGGAGUAUUAUUUAAUAGAAAUAAUUUAUCUGAGAAUUAAUUCAUGAAUAUUUAAAAAAUAAGGAAUUAAUCUUAGAAUGAACUGAUCUGA
Molecule: messenger RNA, 3410 nt
Organism: Parasteatoda tepidariorum (common house spider)
Lineage: Eukaryota; Metazoa; Arthropoda; Arachnida; Araneae; Theridiidae
Product: homeobox protein six1b
Biological process (GO): regulation of transcription by RNA polymerase II
Cellular component (GO): nucleus; transcription regulator complex
Molecular function (GO): DNA-binding transcription factor activity, RNA polymerase II-specific; RNA polymerase II cis-regulatory region sequence-specific DNA binding
Source: RefSeq, a predicted model, not a curated record